CCUCGUUCCUUUCGUUCUUUCACGACCUCGACGACGAAGACAACGUUCACGAUGCGACGCCAACGACCCAAGUCACUCGUUGUCGAGAAGCAGGACAUGAACUCUUACGAAUCUAACUCGCCACGACCCUCGACCACUUCACGACAUAGCACCCACGAAUCCGCCGCGCCUUUGUCCCCCAGCGCACCGGCCGCGACGGGCGCGCCAGCGCCCUCCAUCCGCCUCCUCUUCUCCUCACUCUCCAGGAAAGACGUGCUCUGCCUCCUCCUCCCCGCCCUCCUCUCCUCGAUCGUCGCGGGUGGCGUCGCGCCUUUCAUGACCUACGUGAUCGGCCAGUCCUUCAACGCGUUCGCCCAGUUCCCCCUCACCCCCAGUCCCCCGCAAUCCGCCAAGGACGCCCUCCUGCACACCGUCGGCAUCAGCGCCCUCGAGCUCCUCGGCCUCGCAGUCGGCUCGAUCGCGCUCGGCAGCCUCACGUCCUGCCUCUGGAUAUGGACCGGCGAGCGCAACGUCCUCGGCUUCCGCCGUCGCGUCUACACCGCCGUUGCGCAUAAGCCCAUAGCCUGGUUCGACACCGCGGUCGCCCCGGGUGAGGGUGCGGGCGGCAUGAUGGCGACGUUCGCGCGGGAGACGGACGACGUGCGUGCCGCAUCGUCCCUCAGCUCCGGCUUGCUCGUCCAGCACCUCACGACGCUUGUCACCUGUCUGGGGCUAGCGUUCUCACGCUCGGCGGUCCUCACCCUUGUCACCCUGUCCUCCUUGCCCGUCCUCGUCUUCGUGCAAGCGAUUUCGCAGCGGUUCGCGGGGCCGAGGCUUGCUCAGACAUCUGCAUUGUCCUCCGCGCUUGCCACCACAGUCGAGCGUGCAGUCUCCUUCAUUACGACCGUCAAGGCCUUCACGGCAACCUCGUUCACAUUGAACGCGUUCUCAAAGACCCUCACUGCUCUUGGUGCUGCAUAUCGCGCUCUCAAUGCGACCUGGGGAAUGACGUCCGGCGUUUCUCAGUUCGUCAGCAUGUGUAUGUUCGUGCAAGCUUUCUGGUUCGGAUCUACCCUCGUUCGCCGUGGAAGCAUAGAGCCAGGCGAUGUGAUGGCAGUCUUCUGGGCCUGCCUCAUCGCAGCCAGUCAUGUGCAGAUGUGCAUCCCUCAGCUCAUCUCCUUGGCCAAAGGAAAGUUCGCUGCCGCGUCCUUGUUGGGUAUGAUCGCCGAUGAGCCCCCUGUGCCGCCAUCCAGAGAUUCUGGUUCCGUUCCAUCCACUCCUACCACUUUCGCUGUCGGCAAGAGCUUCACGAAGAUGCGUCCUGUCCGCCCACAGAAAUUCGACGGCCAGAUCCAGCUCUCGGACGUAUCGUUUGCCUACCCGGCGCGCUCCGAGGUGGCAGCGCUGCGGGACGUCAACAUGUUCCUGCCUGCUGGUGAUCUGACGUUUGUUGUCGGUGGCAGCGGCGCGGGCAAGUCCACCAUCGCCCAGCUCGUCAGCGGGAUGUACGACAAUUACUCCGGCAUCAUCUCAAUUGACGAUCAGGACGUCCGGUACCUUGACCAUGACUGGAUCCGGACCAACAUUGCGUGCGUCAGUCAGACCGAGGGUGUCGUGCUGGAAGGCAAGACGAUGUGGGAAAAUAUCUUGAUGGGCACUGGCUACGACUUGAGUGCGGAGAUUGCGAGCUUCGACGAAUUGCCUUCCCACACGCAAGCACUCGUCGUGGAGGCCACGACCAUCGCUCUUAUGCACAGCUUCAUCCUAGAUCUACCCGAAGGCUUUGACACGCCUCUGACGAGCAGCAGCCUGAGUGGUGGUCAGAAGCAGAGACUCGCUAUCGCACGCGCGAGGGUCAAGGACCCAGCAGUGCUCAUCCUGGACGAACCGACCUCCGCCCUGGACAUCACCUCGCGCGUCCUGGUCUUUGAGGCCAUCAAACGCUGGCGUUUACCCCACAGUGAGAGGGACACGCUUUACUCGCCGUCCACAGUCGCGUCCUCCAUGCACACUGCGCCCCGCAAGACGCGCACGACCAUCGUCGUCACGCACGACCUCUCGCACAUCGAGCUGGACGACUUCGUGUACGUGAUGCGCAAUGGCCGUGUGGCCGAGCAGGGCUUCCGCAAGGACCUGGAGGCGCGCAACAUCUCCACGGAGGCCCGCGACUCUCGCUCGGUCGUCGACGACGAGUUCGAUGGCGAUGGCGAGUUCCUCCGCUUGCGCGAAGCCCAGGCUGUCCAGUCACCCAAUGGCUCAGAGCCCGGCGCCGUCGACGAAGGUUGGGAACGCGCGAAAGAGGAGCUUGAGGACUCUGACGAGGAAGAGGAGGCAGCGCCUGCUGCAUGGCGUGCUCCCAAUGUGUUCAGCGGCGCGUUCGCCCGACCGGACUCCCUCGCGGCACCGAACCUCAGCAAGCGCCUGACGCGGCUGAAGACGAUGUCGAACGGCUGGAUGCUGGACGCCAUCGCCGAUAUCACAGCCGCUCCCGAGCGAGCAGAGGCGCCGCGCCAGGAGAAGGAGAGGGAGAAGAGAAAGACUACUACCUCGAAGCAUGCGACGUACACGGCUGCGCAAGCCGCACGUCGUCGUCCGAGCAUGCAUGUCUCGAUCCCCGUCUCUCCUCCGCCGGCAUACGAUCAGGUAGAGUACGGAUACCGCCGGCGUCGCAGUCUGCAAUUCACCCCUUCAUCGCCGACGUUCGUGAAGCCAACACACAGGACGAGCGGGGAGGUUAUUCUGGACGAGGACGAGAAGAGACGCAUGGAAGCGGCGUCCAGCGCGCCACGCCCAACUGCGCGUCCGGAUCGCCGCAACCGAAAUGCAGGCAGUGUCGACAUUCGCGUCGAAGGGACCGAGAAGGCGUCCGACGAACCACCGGCCCCUCGCCCACCAGGCUUGUUCGCGACUCUCAGGGCUGUUUACCCUGACGCCCCUUACAAGCCCCUCUUCCUCCUCGGUCUCUUCCUCUGCCUCGCUAACGGCGCCAUGACUCCCGUCUUCUCCUUCUUCCUCUCACGCCUCAUGUUCGAGGUCUCUACCGGUUCGACCGACGUCGGCCUCAUCAACCGCGUCGGCGGACUCGUUCUUGGCGUCACCUGUCUCGAUGGCUUGCUCAUGGGUACGAAGUACUUCCUCAUGGAGACGCUCGCCGGCCUGUGGGCCGACCGCAUGCGCGCAACCGCUUUCGCGAACGUGCUCGCGCAGGACAAGGCGUGGUUCGACCGCCCAGCGAACACGGUAUCGCGGAUCGUGCAGGUGCUGGUGAAGGACGCGGAGGAUGCGAAGCUGCUUCUGAGCACGGUGAUCGGGCAGAUGGUAGUGGUGACGGCGAUGUUCGGGAUUGGGCUGUUGUGGGCGCUGGCGCGCGGCUGGGAACUGACCCUCGCGGGCUUUGCCGUGGCGCCGGUGUUCAUGGGCGUAAUGGCGAUACAGACACGACUUGUAGGCGAGUGCGAGCGUCGCAACCGCCUCGCGCGCGAGCAGGUCAGCAAGGGAUACUACGAGACCAUCUCCAACAUCCGCGCUAUCCGGUCUAUGACCUACGACGAUAUCUUCCGCCAGCAAUUCGAGAAGGCAGCGGCGCAGGCGCUCAAGAGCGGUGUGCGCGGCGCGCUCACCGAAGGCUGCACGGGUGGCAUUGCUUCCGGUCUAAUCUACUUCGCGGAGGCGCUUCUGUUCUACAUUGGCGCCGUCCUCAUUGCCAACGGUCGCUACUCGUACUUGCGUAUGGUCGAGACGCUCAACCUGGUCGUAUUCACGGUCACCAUCGGCAGCCAGAUCAUGGCUUUCACUGCCAAGAUCAGCAAAGCCACUCAGGCUACGACACAACUCAACGAACUAGGACAUCUGUCUCCCCUUGACACGACUGAGGCGAAGGGCACUGAGUGCCCAGCGCUCUAUGGCGAUAUCAAUUUCCGCAACGUCGACUUUGCUUACCCAGAACGUCCCGAUGCCCCCGUUUUGCGCGACUUUACUCUCCGGAUCAAGGACGGAGAGUGCGUUGCCAUCGUGGGCGAGUCGGGCUCUGGCAAGUCGACCGUCGCAUCACUCCUGCAACGGCUAUACGAGCCGCAGGCCGGCAUGAUAUCCAUCGGCUACCACAACAUCCGGCAUGUCGACGUCGACCACCUCCGCCACUACCUUGCCGUCGUGAGCCAGCACCCACAGCUGUGGGAUGCGAGCGUGCGCGACAACAUCACCUACGGCACCGCUCACAUGCCCGAGUUUCAUAUUCUUCGCGCCGCGGAGGCCGCGCGCGCGCAGGAGUUCAUCAUGGAGCUCCCGCAGGGCUACGACACCAUGCUCGGCGAGGACGCGGCGCGCCUGUCGGGCGGGCAGAAGCAGCGGCUGCAGAUCGCGCGAGCCCUUGCGCGGCUUGGGGUGCACGUCGGGCGCGGAGUUCUCGUACUCGAUGAAUGCACUUCUGCGCUAGACGCGGAGAGCCAGCGCGGCGUGCUUGAGGCCAUCGCACGCGCGAAGGAGGGCCGCACGACGGUGAUGAUAACGCACAAGCUCGAGGCAAUGCAGAUGUGCGACCGGAUCGUUCUUCUCAAGGACGGCCAGGUAUGCGAGGAGGGGACGUUUGAGGAGCUGAUGGCCCGCCGCGGAGUGUUUGCGUCGCUCGCGCGAGGCGGUGAGUGGAACUCGGACUGAGUCCAGCCGCGACGAUCCCCCUCCGUGAUGCGUUGUAUCUUUUUUCUUUACCCCUCUUUUCUGGAUUAUCAUUAUGUCCUGUGACAGGUCUAUGGACACUUCCUGCCCUCAUACUUACUUACACUGCACUGUUUGACCGAUUCUCCUCUUGCGACACCUAGGAAUACAUACAUACACAGGUCGGCUGAAAGAUAGAAGUGUACUUUACGACCAUCCAGACUAUUGUAUUACCACACAACGAGUUCGUACGGUAGGCUACCUGUGUUACGAGUCCGUGCAAUGUGAGUGCGUUGCACUGGAUUACGAUGGUGUGCGACCCCCUCAAUCUCCGUCUACCUCAUGAGAGGUACAAGAAAACAGCAAUCGGCAUCGUCGCGGGCAACCUACAGGUCGUGCACACAUACCUCCGCGACUGCAAAGUUCAUAUAUCGC
Messenger RNA from Schizophyllum commune H4-8, 5067 nucleotides. Its product is annotated as P-loop containing nucleoside triphosphate hydrolase protein. Bases 52 to 4635 code for a protein of 1527 amino acids. The transcript is spliced from 5 exons. Gene Ontology annotation, biological process: transmembrane transport. NCBI's taxonomy places the organism in Eukaryota, Fungi, Basidiomycota, Agaricomycetes, Agaricales, Schizophyllaceae. Gene Ontology annotation, cellular component: membrane. The record is from RefSeq and is a predicted model, not a curated record. Gene Ontology annotation, molecular function: ABC-type oligopeptide transporter activity; ATP hydrolysis activity; ATP binding.